Molecule: messenger RNA, 621 nt
Organism: Prunus armeniaca (apricot)
Lineage: Eukaryota; Viridiplantae; Streptophyta; Magnoliopsida; Rosales; Rosaceae
Source: the annotation of a GenBank genome assembly
AUGCAUCCUAUAGUCUCAAAGGAAACAGAACCAUGUGAUGAUUUCAUGCUAUGUGUAACACCGCCAUCAAAGAAGGCUUUGAACGCCAUGAAGGAAUUCUCCCAAUCUUGCCAAGGCAUGAUUUUCUCCGAUAAAUGCCCUACGGAGGUGGAAGCAUCACCGUCCUUAUGGAUGUCACCAAUAAUCUCACCACGAGGGGGCACUGCCGGAAGCCGUGAAGAGGUGCCGGCAGCUAUGUCGGGUGUGCCCAGGCAAGGAGAAGUUGGAGGCAGCACUGCUGGAAACUGUGGAGAGGUGCCGGCAGCUAUGUCGGGUGUGCCCAGGCAAGGAGAAGUUGGAGGCAGCACUGCUGGAAACUGUGGAGAGGUGCCGGCAGCUAUGUCGGGUGUGCCCAGGCAAGGAGAAGUUGGAGGCAGCACUGCUGGAAACUGUGGAGAGGUGCCGGCAGCUAUGUCGGGUGUGCCCAGGCAAGGAGAAGUUGGAGGCAGCACUGCUGGAAACUAUGGAGAGGUGCCGGCAGCUAUGUCGGGUGUGCCCAGGCAAGAAGAAGUUGGAGACAGCGCUACGGGAAGCUGCGAGGAGGUGCCGGCAACUGUAUCAGGUGUCCUAAGGGGAGGGUAA